AUGGAGCAGUUUCGUGAAGCGCCUCAAGUUAUCAAUUCAUUCUUGAAUUAUUUGAUCGCGCAUGAAGUAUGUCCAGAGUACAUGGAAGAUAUGGAACGAGCUUUGAAAAUUAUCGAACGUGCGAAAGAAGAACUUCCAAAAUGUAAAUCAUUAGCACAGCUUGCACCCGGAAAAUUCAAUAAAGCGUGUUCUUUAAUAUAUGGUGGUGAACUAUGUGGCUUAUUCGAUGAUCCUUGGGACGGCGAGGAGAAUGUUGCGAAAUUGAUUGGGAUUUCCCUUUCUGAGGGGAAAGGAAUUGUUGAAAAGGUUUUUGGGGAAGGUGCUUUGAAAUUAAGUAGAGAAAAGUUGUUGACGGCACUAGAGGUUGAGGUUUUAGAAAUCGAGUCAAUUCGAGAAAACACCACGAAGACUGUCGAUGAAAGUGCUACGGUUAAGAAUAUCAGCAUUUCUCAGAAUGGGCAGACGCAAUUGGAUGAGAAUGUGACCGAAUCGACGAGCACCAAAGAUGUUAACAUUUCUGAGAAUGGACAAACACAACAUGAUGUAAAAGCUACAACUGAAUCAACGAACACCAAUGAUGUCAGCAUUUCUGAGAGCGGACGAACAACACGGCUUGACAUAAACAUUACAAACACGGAGGAUGCCAGCGUUCCUGAGAAUGGACAAGUACAACCUAAUGAUUUUACAACUGUGUCGACAGACACCAAGGACGUCAGCACUUCUGAGGGCGCACAAACACAAAUGGAUACGAGUGUUGAGGAUGUCGGAAUUUCCGAAGAUGGGAAAACACAACAUAAUGUAAAUGAUGCAACUAAAUCAACAGAUGUUAAGGACAAAAGUAUUUCAAAGACCGGAAUAACACAGAUUAAUAUAGAUGAGGUGACUUCUCUACGAAAAAUGAUUGUUCGACCAUUUAGAAAUCUCGAAAUAGAACCAUUUGCUAUUCAUCUUGGUCCAGAUGUAGCGAAUUGUCCUAUGCCCGGGAUGCUGAUAACUGCCGAUUUUCACUGCUUGUCCAAUGGUUGUUGGUAUUGGGACCGUGUUACGAAUGUAUAUCCUUCUUAUUAUCUGGCUGUAGAUUCUGACGAUGAGGACUAA
Messenger RNA from Acaulospora colombiana, 1098 nucleotides. The record is from the annotation of a GenBank genome assembly. NCBI's taxonomy places the organism in Eukaryota, Fungi, Glomeromycota, Glomeromycetes, Diversisporales, Acaulosporaceae.